Molecule: messenger RNA, 515 nt
Organism: Cimex lectularius (bed bug)
Lineage: Eukaryota; Metazoa; Arthropoda; Insecta; Hemiptera; Cimicidae
Exons: 4
Coding region: 78-455 (125 amino acids)
Molecular function (GO): protein binding
Source: RefSeq, a predicted model, not a curated record
UUUCCCUUGAAAUUUGUACCAGUAUAUAAACGAUACUGUUUUACAGAGAAAAUCACAUCGUCUUAAGCUUUCCCAACAUGCUCGUCCAAUUUGUUCUCUUUUUAGGGCUGGGUUGCCUGGUCGUCCAAGGGACUGUCACUCCUGACCUCAUGGUCCGUAACGUUUGCGCGGAUUGCAACGAUCAGAUGAGAGAUUUUGCAAGUGUGGAGGCAAUGCAUGAAUUUAACUCCCAUCAUGACGCUUACUGUGACUUUCAGCAUAGCGGAAGUUGUAGUAAAGUCGUCCCAUUCUUCUGCACUAGGCAAUAUGAACCCCGAUGUGCAUGGAACGGUCGAAAAUUUAGAAACUUUUCAAACGAUUGUGAACUGAGAAAAUUCAAUUAUCAAUACUAUGAUCGUUAUUUCGCAGUUUCCAACUGCCUAUGCCACCCCGAUGCUAAUCGCAAUUUGUUUUAAUCAUCUGAUAUAAAAAAUGGUUAUUAAGUUAUAAAUAAACAUUAAGCAUAGCGAGUGAAA